Molecule: messenger RNA, 1833 nt
Organism: Drosophila albomicans
Lineage: Eukaryota; Metazoa; Arthropoda; Insecta; Diptera; Drosophilidae
Gene: Rab40
Product: ras-related protein Rab-40C
Exons: 5
Coding region: 307-1104 (265 amino acids)
Biological process (GO): protein localization to plasma membrane; intracellular signal transduction
Cellular component (GO): synaptic vesicle; plasma membrane; endosome
Molecular function (GO): GTPase activity; GTP binding
Source: RefSeq, a predicted model, not a curated record
AUGUUUUUACCACCUCUAUCGCAUGUGCAUAUGCGUAUUUGGUAAAAUAAAUUGUGUGUCGUUUUUUUUGCUGUGAAAUUUCGACGUAAUUUUUUCGCGAAUUUGCAAAUAUUAAAAUGCAACUGUUGCGCCUUAACAAUAAGUUGCUCGCUGCCGUCGUCUAAUACGCAUCAAAGGGAAUAUUUUGCCGUGUCAGGUUGACGACUACGACGACGCCGACAACGACGACAACGACAACAACGACGACGACGACGAGGAGGCGAAGGUGGACGGGGAGGAGAAGGAGGAGGAGAUAGGGAAAGCCACAUGAGAACGAUGACAAAAGACUACGACUACUUGCUGAAAGUUCUGCUCGUUGGGGACAGCGAUGUGGGCAAGCAUGAGAUACUCUCCAAUUUGGAGGAUCCAUCCACCGAGAGUCCCUUCUGCAAUGGCAAUGACUGCACAUCGCACAUACUGCAAACGGUAGCGUAUAAAACAACAACGAUACUGCUCGAGGGUAAACGGGUCAAGCUACAGAUAUGGGAUACAUCCGGCCAGGGGCGUUUCUGCACCAUAAUACGCUCGUAUUCUCGCGGUGCACAGGGCAUCAUUCUGGUGUACGACAUCACAAACAAAUGGAGCUUCGAUGGCAUCGAUCGCUGGCUGAAAGAGGUCGAGGAGCAUGCACCUGGCAUACCGAAGGUGCUGGUGGGGAAUCGUCUACACUUGGCGUACAAGCGUCAGGUGGCUGCCAAACAGGCGGAAACGUAUGCCUCACGCAACAACAUGUCCUGCUUCGAGAUAUCGCCACUCUGCGACUUCAACAUACGCGAAUCCUUUUGCGAAUUGGCACGCAUGGCGCUGCAUCGCAAUGGUAUGGAGCACAUCUGGCGCAGCAACAAGGUGCUGUCGCUGCAGGAGCUCUGCUGUCGAACGAUUGUGCGCCGGACAAGCGUUUAUGCCAUUGAUUCGUUGCACCUGCCGCCCUCUGUGAAAUCGACCCUCAAGUCAUAUGCGCUGACAACGUCACAGUGCUACAACUCUUUAACGCAAAACUCAAAGAGUCGGAAUCGCUGCAAGACGCCCACAAGCAACAGUCGCAAUAGUUGUGCGAUCGCGUGAUUGCCGGCUUGUAGGCGGUCAAUCGAGGACAACGUUUCUUGUGGAACCAGCCUACGCCUAAAUCUAAUACCUACUUUACUUAUUUAAUCUUAAGCCAACACACACACACACCCACACACUCACCACUCAAACACACAUCAAAACUAGAGCGCGAGUAUUUCCAAAAACAAAACAAAACAAAACAAAGAAAUUCGAAAUUUUGUCAUCAGCAUUACAAUAUUUAUUAACUUGAAUGGUUAUAUUUUUUUACAUCCUAAAAGCAAAGAGAUAAGAGAAGAAACUAAAGUGUAAUUGCUAAACACACAUCUACGAUACAUAUACGCUAUACAUAAAAACAUAAACAUAAUAUAUAUAUAUUUUUUUUUAACAUUUAACAUGAUCACUACAUUUACAAUCGCAUUACUAUAAUGUUGUUAAUAUUAUUAUAUUAUUAUUAUAUUUGUAUAACUCUAAUAUUUAAUACGCUGAUAUACUUAUACGAGGUAUUCUUAUUUUUUAUUAUUAUUUUAUUAUUUUUUUUUUUUAUUAUACAUUGUCAUCUCUUUAUUUUGUUUAUUCCUUCUCUCUUUUUAUUUCUAUGAAUUUGUUUGUUAACAAUCAAGGAAUAUUCAUAAAACAAAAAAUGUAAUUAAAUGCGAACGAUUUGAUAAGUUGAUACUAAUAAUAAUAAUUAUAAUACCGAUACUGAUACUGAUACUGGAUACUGAUCGUGAUGAUGAUGAUGAUGAU